Lymnaea stagnalis (great pond snail) is the source of this 3624-nucleotide messenger RNA. Lineage: Eukaryota; Metazoa; Mollusca; Gastropoda; Lymnaeidae. The record is from the annotation of a GenBank genome assembly.
AGGAGAUCCUGCAGGGCAGAUAGAACUGGAAAUUUUCCCACAUGACACUUUUUAAGUAUUUUCCUCUAUGUCAUGAAAAAAAGUUUUAUUUACAAAAACCAUGUCACACAUGAGGAAUUUCAAUCUUUAAAAAAAAACAACUAAGUCACACUAUAUGACGACAGACAUGAUGCUCUCCAGCGUUUUACCUUAAGUAUUAUUUUAACAGAUUCUUCUAUUAAUCAAACUUUGGCUUAUAUAUAAAGAAAAGAAUUCGAAACAUUCAGAAUGAGUUUUUAUGUUGGAAACUUCAAAUCAUUCGUGGCUGAAGGAUUUCAAAAGUGUAUCGGUCAGAAAUGGACACAUGAUGAUUACAGUGACUUCACAGUUGUUGUAGAAGAAAUGGAGUUCAACUGUCAUAAAUUUAUUCUAAGUUCUUGCUCUAGUUUCUUUAACGGACUUCUACGGGCUGAGAUGAGGGAAAACUCAGAGAAUCGGGCUGUGCUGAAAUCUAUGAGCAAAGAAACAUUUGCUGUCAUCAUCAACGCUGUUUAUAAAGGUGAAAAUGGUUUAACAAAGGAAAAUAUUCUACCAGUGUGGCGAGCAACCAUUUUUUUGGACAUUGCAUUUCUUAUAGAAAUGUGUGAGUAUUUUGUAAGUCAAGAUAUGUCAUUAACUAAUUUUGAAAUCUAUUAUGAAAAUGCAAUGUUGUUAGAGUCUAAAGCUGUUGUGAAAAAUUCACAUGAUUUUAUGAUUAGAAAUUUCCAACAAAUAACAGACACAAAGACAUUCUUUGAACUAUCGGCUGAUGAGUUCUGUAAUAUGGUAGACAGUCACAACCUCAUUGCAGAUUCCGAAGAUGAUGUUAUUGAAUCAAUUCUUCAGUGGAUCAAUUACAAACAUCAUGAUGUUCAAGUGCAAAUCGAUGGCAGAACUGACGAUGUCUGCAGGUAUCAAGAAAAUUCUAGUGAAAUUAAUAACGAUGUUGAUACAAACAACCAUUCAAAUAAAAGAAAAAAUGACAGCCAAAAUGAAAGAAACCCAGAGGCGGGUCAUACUAAUAACGGAUCAAAUGAACAAAUCAAUGAAUUUACCAAAGAUAACAUAACGAUUGUAUUCGAUGCAACUAAUGAUAAACAAACAGUUUUGAAUGCAAGUUCCCCUGAUAUAUCUAAAGCUGUUUUCUGCAGUAUUGAUAAUGCAGACAACAGGGCAGAAGUAAAUGGGUGUGAACCACAUCAACAACAACAACAAACAUCAGUAAAAGAGCCGACGGAUAAUGAGCACAAAAACCAGACACUUGAAACAGAAAGGGAAUUAAAUUCCUCUGUAGUAUCUGACAGGGGAAACCAUUUAAUACAGUUACUGAGAUCAGCUCGAAUGUUUUUGGUAAGUCGAGGAUGCCUUGAAACUCUGACGAGAAAUCCAGUGAUAACCUCCAAACCAGAUGCCAUGAAUAUUGUGUAUGAUGCCCUGAUGUAUAAAUACAAGGCUGUCAAUUACAGAAAUACCAUCGUGAGAUACAGAGAAUGCAGUAAUAUCAUUAAUGGGGUUGCUUUUUUCUGGGAUAAUCUGGUGUUUUUUUACAGUCUCCUAAAUGAUGGUGUUUAUAUUUUAUUUGAUAAAAAAUUAGAAAAGGGGUGUUUUCCUAGUUUUGUGGGGCUCACUGCUAUAAAUUCUCUUUUAUGUUUCUAUGUCACAGUAGAGGAACUUUUACCGUCGACAGAUAACAACAAACGUAGGACGUAUGAAAAUUUCAAAUAUUUUAAAAUGUAUAACCUAGAGGACGAUUCCUUUUUAGAUGUAGGCAAAUUAAAGAGUAGAAAUAUGUCGUUCCUGCUUAAUUACAAUGACAAUGUUAUAGCUAUUGAAGGUUCAUAUGGGGAGUUAACUGUUUUUACAAAUUAUUAUAAAAUAUCCGUCGGAUUUAGUAUAAUAUACCAGUGGCGUAAUCCUACAUUUACGACACUGUUUGAGGACGACAUUUUGCUAUUUUACGUGUCCGAAGAAGGAACUGAAAUCAAAAGUUGUAAACCAAGUAACAGGGAAUUGGUCACUCUUUCAGAAAUCGAAGGCCCUGCUGAAAGAAUGACCAGUUUUCAACACGGCAAACACUUGUAUCUACUUCAGAAAAAUGGAAAUCUUUGGCUUGUCACCAGAUCAAACUCUGAUUGCAUUGAGUUCAUUAAAUUAGAAAAGUUAUGGGACCUCGAAUGGAACCUACAUGGUGCUGUUUGUUACAACAAACUAUUGUUUGUGUUUGGUGAAAAAAUUGUAUCCAAUCAAGAAUUAAAGAAUAUUUUUAUCACAGAGAUGAAGAACAAGUCCCUCACAGAUGUGUUUGACAGCAUCAAAGUUGUAGAGAUGAACUGUCAGUCACAAGUCGUACCAAUGACAGUGGACAAAUCUAGGUUGAAACAUUCGGACGAAAAAAGCCCAAUCUACUGACCUAAGUAAUUUAUUUUUUUUGAAAUUUAGUUUUUUUUUAUCUCUAAAGAACACUAUAAAGUUGACUCAUAGAUUUUUGAGUUUUUUUUUAUAAUAGUACAUACAUGUAUAUCACGUAAAAUAUUUUUAAAAAUAGUUAUUAUUUAUUAUUUACUGUGUUCCAAAAACGUUACAACACAGAAAACAAGCGUUGAGAUAGUCUCGUCGCCCUCGCACCAUUACAUCCCGUCGCACCUCAUCAACUUGAGAACGCACAAUUUAUGUUUCUAGUAUUUAAACGGCAUGCAGUAAAUUAUCACCAACACCCACUGCUCUCAUCUAGCAAUUUACGUCAGUCCAAUCACCCUUGGCAACUCAAGACAGUGCCUUCAUUUAUUCACUUAUUCAUUAACUGUAAGACUCUGUUCGUUCAAUGGUACAUGGGGCAACUACCAGAAGGUUCUAUCAUCACGGCAACAUUCUGAUUUUGUUUAUCUGAACUAGUAGUUGACACACUUUCUUUUUAUUGCAUUGAGCAUUGGUAUUUUUCUUGAAAUGGUUCCUGGAAAUAAGAUUCAAAACAUUCGUCAGGAUAUAACAAAAAUAUAUUCUUUGAGGUGUCUCUUUUUGUGUCGCGUUCCUUGCCACAUUUGUAAAUAUUUACAUAAAUUGUUCAUGACUUUAAAAUGUUUUAUUUAUACUGAAAAGUAAGUUUUGAAAAAGUUAAAUUAUAAUAUAUAUCCGAAUUAUUCUCUUUGCUUAUUAGUAUAUUUAUCUUUGGAAAUUGAACCUCAUAUUUAUGGAAAAUAAGGAGUUUGAAGAGCCGUAAAAAAUGAGAGUUAAGAAUGCUUUUCGAAGUUAAAAUUUCUUUCAAAUUUUGUUUCAUUCCUUAUGAGAACAUCGGUAAAUAGUUUCUUUGAUGAUGUUUGAUCAAACCAACGAACAGACAACUUAAAUGUCUACAUGAAUGAGUGGAGUGGUUAUUUAAUAAUAAUAAACAACACCAAAUCAUGUGUGGAUAAAUUUUAAAAUAAAAAUGGUCUUGUCUUUUGAUUUAAUGUUUAAAACAAAACUCACGAAAAUAGUGUUUAUGUAUGGUUAUCGGAAGGGUUAGUGUUAGCGUAUACAGGCUAAAGUCGGUUAAGCAUCGGUUAAUGCCAUAUAGAAUUGAAUGGUAUAAUUUGGUAUUUCUCACUGUCAAAUUUUAAUAAAUGUAUG